Molecule: messenger RNA, 3037 nt
Organism: Neoarius graeffei (lesser salmon catfish)
Lineage: Eukaryota; Metazoa; Chordata; Actinopteri; Siluriformes; Ariidae
Gene: smyd2b
Product: SET and MYND domain containing 2b
Exons: 12
Coding region: 133-1443 (436 amino acids)
Cellular component (GO): nucleus
Molecular function (GO): protein binding
Source: RefSeq, a predicted model, not a curated record
GAGAGAGGGAGAGAGAGAGACAAAGCCAGAGAGAGAGAGGGAGCGAGAGGGAGAGGUGCGCGCGCUCUUCUAUAUAACACAUUAAGAGAGGAUUGGAACCCGUGGCGUGUUUUUCACCCAGGGCCAGAGGAGAUGGCCGCGGAGGGGACUGAGGGACUGGAGCGGUUCGAGAGCCCCGGUAAAGGCAGGGGGCUGCGCGUGAAUAAAGCGUACCGGGUGGGCGAGCUGCUCUUCGUCUGUCCCGCUUACUCGCACGUGCUGUCCGUGAGCGAGCGCAGCUACACGUGCGAGCACUGCUUCACGAGGAAAGAGGGUCUUUCAAAAUGUGGAAAAUGCAAGAAAGCUUUCUACUGCAACGUAGAAUGUCAGAGAGGCGACUGGGCAAUGCACAAACUGGAAUGCUCAGCGAUGUGUUCGUUCGGGGAGAGCUGGUGUCCGUCAGAGACCGUCCGUCUGGUGGCUCGGAUUAUCACCCGCAUGAAAGUUCAGAAAGAGAAAAGUGCAUCAGAGAAACUGCUCCUGUUAAAGGAUCUUGAGUCCAACCUGGACAAGCUGGAUAAUGAGAAAAGGGAGAUGAAUGAGGCGGACAUAGCCGAACUGCAUCACUUCUACUCCAAACAUCUGGAUUUCCCUGAUCACCAGGCUCUGCUUACUCUGUUUGCUCAGGUGCACUGUAACGGUUUCACAGUGGAAGACGAGGAGCUCUCUCACGUCGGAUCAGCGGUGUUUCCAGAUGUUGCGCUGAUGAAUCACAGCUGCUGCCCGAACGUCAUCGUCACCUACAGAGGAACCUCAGCAGAGGUGCGAGCUGUGAAGGAUAUCAGCCCUGGAGAGGAGAUAUACACCAGCUACAUCGACUUGCUUUACCCAACAGAAGACAGAAUGGAGAGACUCAGGGAUUCGUACUACUUUACCUGUGACUGCAUAGAGUGCAAAACCAAAUCCAAGGACAAGGUAAAACUGAAGCUGAGAAAGGUGAAUGGUAAUGAACCGCGCUCAGGGGAGAUCAGGGAAAUGCUUCACUACGCACGAAACGCCAUCGAAGACUUCCGCCGAGCCAAGCAGGAGAAGACCCCUGCAGAGCUGCUGGAGAUAUGUGAGGCCAGCAUGGACAAAAUGGGCUCCAUAUUCGACAACACCAAUGUCUACGUGCUGCACAUGAUGUACCAGGCCAUGGGAGUGUGUAUGUACAUGGAGGAUUAUGAUGGCGCCGUGACCUAUGGAGAGAAAGUCAUAAAGCCGUUCAGGCAGCUGUAUCCAGCCUACUCCCUGAACGUCGCCUCUAUGUAUCUGAAGCUGGGGCGACUCUACGUGGCUCUAGACCGACCGUCUGCAGGAUCCACCGCCCUGAAAAAGGCUUUGGCUAUUAUGGAAGUUGUACAUGGAAAGGACCACGUCUAUGUAAAGGAACUACAGAAAGAGAUCAGCACGCACCAAAAAUAAACACACCCCACGAAAAACUCAAACUCUUUCGUACAAUAAGAUUUAUGUCCUCUGCAGUGUGAAUCGAAUCAAAGAGCUGAUUUUUUUUUUUGUAAAUUUAUAUUUAUUCUCUAGAGCAGGAAAUUUCAUCUCAAGUCCAAGUGGAGAAUUUUAAAAGUUCACUCUUCCUAACCGGGGUGGAAUGUGUACUGAAAAAUCUGCACUCUUGGUCUUGAUUUGGAAAAGCUCUUAGAGGUGAAGCCAAGGACAUUCUGUUGUGUUGAUGAUGCGAAUGCUCCUUGAGGCAUCCUCCUUAUCUGCCCCAGCAUCCUCCAUGAUUGCGUGAGUUCUACACUAGCUUUCUAUGCAAUCUGAUAUGAGAAUAAACAGUCUAAUUGCAAUCACUGGAGUCUGAACAAGUGGAAAAAACAACGAGCAAAAUAAGGAGAGGGGAAUAAUUGUGCAAGUAGCAAGCACAAUUCAGGCAAAGAAAGUAUUGCUACAGCACGUAAGAUGUACACCGUUCUAAAGUACGACUUGUGAAUUAUGAGGUUUGUAAAGAGCAGGAAAAACACUGUAGGAACAUUUCCAGGAAUCAGAGUUGAGAACUUUCUCAACGCCUCAACCUUCUGUAAGGCGUUAUCUUUUUGUACAGUGUUUACGUGGACUGAAGGCUGCUCAAAGACAAAAAUUCUGGUCCAAAAAUGUGCCAUAAUUUCUGUAAACGCAUCCAACAGCAGGGAUCAUUUGGUGGGUCUGUUGAGUGUACACUAGCUAGCUAGCUACAGUCAGCUUGAUCUGUAAGCGAAUCUGAGCGCAAUGCAAGUACAAAUCCGAGCACGUAGCAUGUAAAUCAAACACCAGUUUUUACACGGAUUAGUGAAAUCGUCUCGAAAUAGUUAGCUUUUAAAACUAUUUAUUUGUAGCAUUGGAAACUGCACAGAACCACUAGAGGGCACACAAGAGUAGCAGGCGCGACGUAUACGAGAAACUACAAACAGCAAGCAAUGUGAGCUAUGUGUCGCUUACUAGUGUGAACUUUUAGUAGGUUUAGCAUAUGCACAUGGUUUACUUCAGUAUGUCGAGUCUUGUGUAGUAACGGAUGUGUUUGUAAGUAACCUCUUUGUUGAAGCUGCAAAAUUUUAUCAGCAAUUUUCUUGAAUCCAUAAAGGGGAAGCGUUAUGAAUAAAAAUACAGAACGUUUUUUGGGGGGUCUUGCAAAAGUCUUAGGCACAUGUAAAGAAAUGCUGUCGACCAAAAAUGGCUUAAAAAUAAUGAAACGAAAUGUUUCAACAUUACAAAAAUACUAUAAACAUUAAGCAGUAAGACAUAGUAAAUGAAACGAAGUCAAUAUUUGGUGUGAGACAACCCUUUGCUUUAAAAAAAAAAAAAAAGUAGUUUGUGGUACAAUGAGCUGUAGGUUUUACUGAGCAUCUUACAGAACCAGCCACAGUUCUUCUGGACACUUUGACAGUCACACUCGCUUCUUCAUUUUACACCAAAACCCAGUCACGCUUGUUAUGUUUUCUUUUUUUAAUCUGAAAAGUGUCCGCUUGUGUAAUAUGCUGCUCAGUUAUGAACAAUUUUUUCUGUAAUAUUUCAUUUUGUGCUGAAA